AGUGAUUUUUAGGCGUUUAUUUUUUUCCCUACAUUUUUUGCCCACAUCUCACAGAAAACUGUCCCCGUGUCCACUGUGGUGUGAAAAACCCACCCAACCUUUGCUCAGUUUGCUCUGCCAGUGGGCUCCCCAGAGCAGCAGGCUUAUCAACCAUAUCAAUCUAAUCAAAAGAGGCCCUCUUUGGCGCACUCUGUGUGUGUGUGUGUCUGUGUCCAUCAAUUAUGUUUCCGGUGGAGCUGGUGGGCUCGUAUCGUUCGCUUUUUUGUCUACUUCUUGCUGAUUGAGAUGAUAACAUCUUUGAUUAAUUUGAGACACAUCCAAAAGAGGCCCAAGCGGCGCGCGGGAGAGAGCGUUGUUUGCCCUUAUCAGUUUCAUUUCGCCCAACGGUGCAGAAUCAGCACUGCUAUCUGCAACGCCGCCAGUCUCACAACAAUCAUGCGUGACUCAUGGGUUUGUGGGGCUGAGAGUUUCGUUUUCGCAUCGGAUGGAUGGGUCUCGAAGGAGAGUUUCUGCUGCUUCCUGAAAAAACGAAAAUGGAACCUAAAAUUAAACGCUUUUGGCAACCAGUGAGAGCGGCCGAACGAUAUAUCGGACGGUCACGUUUUGGAGCAACAACCGCGCUCAAUGCUCCGGUGGUGUGUUGACGCUACCCAUUCGCCACACCGCUAUCAGGCGUCGACACCCUUUAUGCUUCGAAGGUUGGUUGGGUGUUUCGAUUUGACCGUUUUCGGUACUUUUGCGGUGUGAUAAGCCAAUAAAGCAUGAGCACACGGGAUGAGUGAAGUGUCUUUAUCGUGGACCAAUGGGCAGGCCACAAUCAGCGCGUUUCGGUCGCGGGACCGUCCUCCCCUAUUUCAUUGAAUGGGACGGGCAGGAGAGUGAGUGCCUCUGCACUGCAUUUCUGAAGAUUGAACUGGAUCGAUCUUCUUCUAACUCAACCGAUCUGCACUACUACCGGUAAUCAAGGGGAGGCAAGAUAAAAAAAUACCAAUGCACGUCGUCACACACGGCGUGCUGAGUGCCGGCAAACGCGCGGUGUAUUGUGUGUUGUGUCAGGGCGGGUGAUGAUAGAUGGGAAAUGAAGGAGUGCAGCUUUGGUCGGGAAUGCGGGAAGCAGCAGCAGCAGUAGCAGCAGUAACCGUGCUGGAGAAGAUCUUGAUAAGUGUACAAAACUCUGGGCGUAUAAACGGUGCGCUGCUCGUUCGCUGGUCGUUCAGUUGGAAUUGUUCCGUUGGAAAGCGUUCACUGGAGUGUUGGCAGCGUGCCGUAGUCGCUCGGGAUAACUGUAGUGUGUGUGUGUGUGUGGCCAAGUGGUUUUGUGCGAUUUGUGCAUCUUCGAUUGCUUCUUCUUGGGGGAAUAUCCAACGGGAGGGUCCAGUUUCGAAAGCGAAUGCUCUACCAAAGGGACAGCCAGGGACGCCUUGUGAUUGCACAGUUUCGCACUGUACUGACACUGCGUGAAUCUCCCCAUCGCAAGCGCGCCUUUCUUUAAGGGAAAUAAUCCUUUCAUCUGCCAGGCACAGUACAAGUCUCAGUGUGGAGAUGUAAAUCACUCGCCCACGUGCAAGCAAUACUGAACACAGCCGCCAACCGCUCCCGAGCCUCUGCCGCAAAGCGAUAGAAGAGAGACCGACCCUUUUAAACCGGUGUACGAACAACAAAUUAAGUUUGCCGACUGUCCAACCGACCCACCAUCCACCAAAACGCCCAUCUGAAAGUCUGCUUGUGAAUUCUUACGAGUGUCUCUGUGUGUGAACAAGCAGAGUUGGUGCAGCAGUUGGGACAAACAUCUGGAGCGUGCGACAACAAACACAAACUCCAGUGUCCAGCGUCCUCCAGAGUCCAGAGCGGAAAUGGCAAGCUACUGUCGGUGCCUGCUGGUUGUAUUGCUGGCGGGUGUCGCUCUUGGGCAACCGGAGAGCAUCCGCAGCGAGCCCACGGAUGACUCGAGACCAACGUUUACGGUGUACGAUUACUUGGCGGUCGCCUUCAUGCUGGUCAUCUCGAUAGGCAUCGGCGUGUUCUACGGAUGGUUUGAAAAGCGGGGCAGCAGUGGCGCCGAUGCGGCUGGCGGUGAGUCGAGCGAUGACUUUCUGCUCGGCUCGGGCAUGAGCCUGUUCCCGGUGACGCUCAGCCUCACCACCAGCUUCAUCACGGCGAUCGAGCUGCUCGGCAACCCGGCGGAGAUGUUCUUCAGCGGCACCCAGUUCUCGCUAAUCGUGAUAUCGAUGGUGCUGGUAGUGCCGGUUGCGGUGAAGGUGUUCUAUCCCAUCUACUACAAGCUGGAUGUAACCAGUUGCUACGAGUAUCUUGGGAUGCGGUUCGAUAAGCGGAUCAGAACGUUCGGCGCGGUGCUGUACAUUCUUCAGAUGCUGUUCUACACGUCGGUGGCCGUCCUGGCGCCCGCCAUCGCCCUCUCGGAAGCAACAGGUCUGAACAAGUACAUCGCCGUCGUCCUGAUCUACUUUGUGUGCAUCUUCUACUCGUCGCAGGGCGGCAUGAAGGCGGUCGUUAUCGCCGAUACGUUCCAGGCGUGUGUGUUGCUGCUUUCGCUGAUACUAAUACUCGCACUCGGGACGCACUACUCGGCCGGACUGUCGGACGUGUUUAGCCGGGCGGCGGAACACGACAGGAUUGAAUUUUUCAAUUUUGAUCCCAAUCCGACGACUCGCCACUCAGUGUUUUCCGUCAUCAUCGGUGGCUUUUUCUACUGGACCUCGAUGUUCUGCACCAAUCAGGCGUCCGUUCAAAAAUGCAUGUCAUUAAAAUCGCUGAAAACGGCCAAACUUGCACUCUACUUCUCGCUGCUCGGAUUGAUUGCGGUGUUUUUGAUGAACUUCUACACGGGAUUGAUGACUUUCGCACACUAUUCCGACUGCGACCCGCUGGCGGCCGGCCAGAUCACGGCCCCGGAUCAGCUGCUGCCGUUCUACGUGAUGGAUGUGUUCGGGCACAUCAAAUUCAUGGCAGGGAUCUUUGUGGCGGGCAUUUUCGCCGCCAGCCUGGGCACCGUUGCAGCGGCACUGAACUCGCUGGCAGCCGUCACUUGCGAGGACCUGCUAGUGUCCGGUAUGGAGCUGAAGAUACCGGCCGGCAAGGGUGCACUGUACGCCAAGUGGAUGUCCCUCGGCUUUGGACUGGUAUCGUUCGGGCUGGUGUUUGUGGUGGAACGGCUCGGCGGCAUCCUGCAGGCCACCCUGACGCUGAACGGGCUGAUCGGUGGCGUCACGCUCGGACUGUUCAGUCUGGGAAUAUUCUUCCGCCGUGCAAACAGUAAGGGUGCAAUGAUCGGUGGAAUUGUUUCGCUGGUACUGGUCAUAGCGGUCGGUGUGCUGGCACAGCUGAACAACGAACCGACGGCACCAUUGCCGUCCUCGGUCGAAGGUUGCAACGCGACGCUAUCGCUCGACGGUCGGCUACACUCGGGCGGCUUUGCGUACGACAUCGAACCUGCCGAUGGUGCAGUUAGUCUAGCGCUGCAGCAUCACGUCGAUGAUGGAACGGUCACACAUCUGCUGUCCAUCGCCACGAAGGAUGGCUGGAAUGGACAGCGAAUGGAGCAAAAUUUCUACCGACUUGCCAGUGAAGAUGCUGCAUCCUCGGACGCUUCCAGCGAUGUGUCAAUGCUAUCCACUACCACCAGACAGGAAGACGGUUCAUCAUCCUGGUUCGCCUCCGUCUACCAGAUCAGCUACAUGUGGUACAGUUGCCUCGGCACACUGCUGACGGUGAUCCUGGGCUUGCUUGUUUCGCUACUCACCUCGGACGAACCGUCGUUCGGCAGCUGCUUCAGCCGAUCCACCACCGCCACCGAGUCGGAGCUACCGACCACCGACGCUAACCCGUCCGCAUCCUCCAAGAAGGACUCCCUCCAAUGCGUCGUUGUGAGUGGCGGCGAGGGAAAGCGUACCACCGCGGCCAAGCUGAGCGUCGGUUCGAUGGCCCCGCUAGCGCUGAUGAUGCGCACCUCGGUAAAGCUCACGCCGGCAGGUGGCGCCCGACCGCUGGAGAACGACGCCAGUAUCGGCUCGAGCCAGGCAAGCAUCUACUCCCUCGGCCAGCAAACGGUUACCUCCGAGCUGGAUGGAUCGUCCGCGGAGGAGGAGCGCAGUGGGCUGGACCGUAGCGUGAGCAGCAUUCCCCCGACGCAAUCGCCGAUGAGGGUGGAAACGGAACGAUUUUAAUUAUGAAUUUUGCUGCAAGUCUCCAUUUCCUUUUGCAAAGAAAAUUGCAUCCCGAUAAGGUUGGGCGCGGACAAGGGCACAGGAGGCCAGGGCGAGAUAGCUCGUUUGCUGUACAAUCCUUUUUUUUUGCAUCCCGGGAAAGGAAAUGAGAUCGUACCGGGAACGUCAUCUACCGCCCCCCGCCCAAUCGCGGAGAGGCAUUCAAUCGUGCUCGAAAUCACAUUGGUUCAUGUAUGUUUUGGUAAUAAGUGAAGAGUCUAGUGCACGUGUUGCUUCUGCUACUGGCUAGUGCUAGGAGCGAGUGUCAUUGGUACUUGAUGAUUCGGUGCUCGAGAUACGGUUAUUAUGUGUCCAUUAUCGGGCAUGAAAGUUGUUUGUUUAUUAUGCACUACACCGAUGUGGCACACACACACACACACAACCACACACAGUAUUUAUAUUUAUAGCGUCUUGAUGUUAUGCUCCUCCUGAACCGAAAACGGGGGUGCUAUAGAGUAGGAACAUGUUUAGCACGUACGUGUGCUGAUGGAGAGGUUUGAAUCUGCAGCUUGUUGUUUGGUAGCUUUAGAAACGCUUUCUAGCAUGUAGAGGUAGUGGCAAGGUUUGGAGGUGCAUACUUUCAGGCGGAAAUAAAACACCGGCCAAUGCCGGAUAUUUGUUUUUGAAAAGCGAA
This is a messenger RNA of Anopheles coluzzii, 4857 nucleotides long. Its product is annotated as sodium-coupled monocarboxylate transporter 1. Gene Ontology annotation, molecular function: symporter activity. The transcript has 12 exons. Bases 1854 to 4184 code for a protein of 776 amino acids. Gene Ontology annotation, biological process: sodium ion transport; transmembrane transport. The record is from RefSeq and is a predicted model, not a curated record. Gene Ontology annotation, cellular component: membrane. Lineage: Eukaryota; Metazoa; Arthropoda; Insecta; Diptera; Culicidae.